Olea europaea var. sylvestris is the source of this 1360-nucleotide messenger RNA. Its product is annotated as probable UDP-3-O-acyl-N-acetylglucosamine deacetylase 2, mitochondrial. The coding region runs from base 63 to 1112 and encodes 349 amino acids. The record is from RefSeq and is a predicted model, not a curated record. The transcript has 8 exons. NCBI's taxonomy places the organism in Eukaryota, Viridiplantae, Streptophyta, Magnoliopsida, Lamiales, Oleaceae. Gene Ontology annotation, biological process: lipid A biosynthetic process.
CUGCUGAAAAGUGCGUAGGUAUUCUUCUUUAGCGGUUCGACUUCCUCCAAGGGACUCCGAAAAUGACAGUCGGCGGAGGCGCUUUCAGUUCACUCAAGUUCUCCUCCCUCAUCUCCUGGAAAUCUACAGGUAAGUUGCAGCAAACAGUAGCCAACUGUAUAGAGAGAACUGGACCAGCACUUCACUCGGGCAAGCUCUCAACCGUCAAAAUAGUUCCAGAGUCUGCCCGUACCGGCCGGUAUUUCGUUUUCAGGUCGAAUAUUGUUCGCGCAUCGAUUGAUCACGCUGUGAAAGAGACUCCUCUAUGUACUACGCUGUCUAAAGAUGGGUAUACAAUUCGAACAGUCGAGCAUUUGCUCUCGGCUCUGGAGGCCACUGGCGUUGAUAAUUGUCGCAUUGAAAUUGAAAGCUGUGACCCCUGUGAUCGAUCGGUGGAGGUUCCUGUUUUUGAUGGGUCAGCAAGAGAAUGGGUGGAGGCAGUUGAUCAAGUUGGAUUAAAUGUGGCCAUAGAUUGUGGUGGUAACAGCUGUGAAAAAUUGGCACCUUUUCUAAACGAACCCGUUCAUGUGCGAAAAAAUGAUUCUUUUAUUGUGGCAUUCCCUCAUUCAAAAGUCAACAUCACAUAUGGCAUUGAUUUCCCACAGGCACCAGCUAUUGGCCGUCAGUGGUUCUCUUCCACCCUGUUGGAUGAAUCUUUCUACUCAAAGCAAAUAGCUUCUUCAAGAACGUUUUGCAUUUACGAAGAGGUGGAACAUAUGCGAAACUCAGGACUUAUUAAAGGGGGUUCAACAGAAACUGCCAUAAUCUGUAGUGCCACUAGAGGCUGGUUGAAUCCACCGUUACGUUAUGGUGAUGAGGCUUGUAGACACAAAGUUUUAGAUCUUAUUGGCGAUCUUUCCCUUUUUGCAAAGGAUGGCAGUCAAGGGCUUCUGGUGGCACACAUUGUAACUUAUAAGAAUCACUUACGAGAAGCUGUAGCAUUGCUUUUUCUAAAGGUGUACAUUUGGGUAAAUUAUAUGUACAAGCAGUUACACAUAUGGGUGGACAUUCAUUGCACACGGAGUUUGUUCGUUGCCUAUCAGGAAUCAAUAAAAAGGAUGGUACUUAGCUGAGCAAAAAAAACUAAGCUUCGGUUUUUCAUUCCGUCGCUUAUCAAGAAGCUCAAAGCUUGAAAAUGGAAUUUUUAUGUCACAGAACUACUUAUAUGAGGAGUAUAGAAAUGUGGCUAGUUUUAAAAUUUGUCGAGGAAGAUAUCUGUUGCCUCCUACAUUCUAUAACAUCCUUUUUAACUUUGUACAUUGGCCAAAAAUAUGACAUAAUUGCUGUGUAUCUAAUAAAAUAUUCCUUGUGUCAUUAUUUA